Molecule: messenger RNA, 1117 nt
Organism: Arachis ipaensis
Lineage: Eukaryota; Viridiplantae; Streptophyta; Magnoliopsida; Fabales; Fabaceae
Product: triphosphate tunnel metalloenzyme 3-like
Source: RefSeq, a predicted model, not a curated record
GGCAAAAGCAUAUACCUCCUGGUUUGGUUUUGUUGUUUUUUGAACUAUACUUUUGUCUCACGGAAAUUGUUGUUUAGCAUGAAUCUUAUCCAUUUCAAGAGGCACAGAAUAAACUUGGGAAACUUGAAACAACUCAUUCUCUGUCAAGCUUGAUUAAGAAGGUUAUAAUUACAAAUGGAAGUAGAGAUUAAGCUUCGGCUACAAGAUUCAGCAUCUCACCAGAAGCUUUCCAAGUUGCUCUCUCAAUUUCACACCAAAACUUUAAUACAAGAAAACAUCUUCUUUGAUGGAACAAACUCAGAGCUCACCUCCAACCUUGCGGUUCUCCGAGUCCGGUUCUACGACAUGGAUCAAAAUUGUGUUCUUUCCCUCAAAGCCAAGCCUAUGAUCUCAGGUGGGGUGAGCCGCAUGGAGGAGCAUGAGGAGCCAUUUGACCCUGUGCUCGGUCGAGCAUGCAUUGCCGAGCCAUGGAGGCUCUUAUCAGUCGACAAUUCGAAGGUACUGAGGAGGGUGAGAGAUGAAUAUGGUUUUGGUGCAAGUGGGGUUGUGUGCUUGGGAGGGUUUAGGAACUUGAGGGCUGUGCAUGAGUGGAGAGGGUUGAAGCUGGAGCUGGAUGAGACCAACUAUGACUUUGGUACAAACUAUGAGUUGGAAUGUGAGAGUGCUGACCCUGAAAAGCACAAGGAAUUGCUUGAGGACUUCCUCAAAGAGAAUGGAGUGCAAUAUUCAUAUUCUAAUGUUUCUAAGUUUGCCAUUUUUCAGUCCAGGAAGUUGCCUCAAUGAGGUAGUAAUUAGUAUGUUGAAUGCAUGAUAUGAUUAGGGUGUUUUUAAAACACAACAUUGUUCUGUGAAUCAUAUAUGCAGCACACUGAACAAUUCACUACUACAUUGAUUUAUAAAGCACACAUUCUUAAAUAUAUGCCGUGCAUGUAUUAAACAUAAGAAUCUGAAUAAUCAGGAAAUAUCUCACAAAUAGUUCAAGAGCAUUAGGCUUUCUCUUGGGCCUAUUUACUAUGUUUUGUAUCAUCACUAAGUCAUGGACAGUACAUCAAUAUUGCUAAAAUGUUGGGUCAAACUUAAGUCGGUAGUUAUAAGCUAAUCAUAAUUAAGGAUACAU